GGGGGUUGAGGGUGGGAGAGAGUACGAGAGGAGUCGAGCGAGAGGACUCGUGCUCGUACGAACGCAGGACGUAGCACGCAGGACAACAUAGUGCCUAUUGUGCGAGACCGUCUGUCACCUACGGGGUAUACCUUCGUGGAGCACCAUCGCCAUCGUCGCAGCUCGGCGACAUGGAGAAUACGGGGAAUCGGAGCAGUGCCGUCGAGAUGUCGCGGAAGAUCUCCGAGACAUGAAGAGAGCGCGACCGAGGAUCGCAUGGGUUUCUUUAAGUCGGGGCCGGCGGUAGCAGAGCCGUGAUCAAAAUGAACUUGAUAAACAUGGACGCGGAGAACCGCGUGGUUCUGAACGUGGGCGGAAUCCGGCACGAGACGUACAAGGCAACCCUGAAGAAGAUCCCGGCGACGAGGCUCUCGAGGCUGACCGAGGCCCUCGCCAACUACGACCCGAUCCUCAAUGAGUACUUCUUUGACAGACACCCGGGUGUCUUCGCCCAGGUACUCAACUACUAUCGCACCGGGAAGUUGCACUACCCCACGGACGUAUGCGGCCCGCUUUUCGAGGAAGAGCUCGAUUUCUGGGGUCUUGACUCGAAUCAGGUCGAGCCUUGCUGUUGGAUGACCUACACGCAGCACCGGGAUACGCAGGAAACGCUGACGGUCCUCGACAGGUUGGACCUCGACACUGAGAGGCCCACCGACGAGGAACUGGCCAGGAAAUUCGGUUUUGAGGAAGCAUACUACGAGGGAAGUCUCACGUGGUGGCAGAAGCUCAAACCUCAGAUGUGGUCACUUUUCGAUGAACCUUAUUCCUCCGUCGCAGCUAAGGUAAUCAGUAUAGUCUCCGUUUUCUUCAUCUGCGUUUCGAUACUUUCGUUCUGCUUGAAAACCCAUCCGGACAUGCGAGUGCCGAUGAUCGUGAAUCGUUCGGUAAAGACUGACAACGUGACGUCCUGGGUGGUAGACAAGACUCGCACCAACGCCCAUGAUGUCUUCUUUUACAUCGAAUGCAUCUGUAACGCCUGGUUUACUCUUGAGUUCUUGAUACGUAUUACCGCGAGCCCGAAUCGUUGCGACUUCAUCAAGAGCUCGGUGAAUCUAAUCGACAUGGUCGCGACCUUGAGCUUCUACGUCGACCUGGCGCUGCAGCGGUUUGCGGCCCACCUGGAGAACGCCGAUAUCCUCGAGUUCUUGAGCAUCAUACGCAUAAUGAGGCUGUUCAAGCUCACCCGCCACUCCUCGGGCCUGAAGAUCCUGAUACAGACCUUUCGCGCCUCGGCAAAGGAGCUCACGCUGCUGGUGUUCUUCCUCGUCCUCGGUAUUGUCAUCUUCGCUAGCCUCGUGUACUACGCGGAGCGCACCCAAUACAAUCCGAAGAACGACUUCAAGAGUAUACCCCUUGGUUUGUGGUGGGCCCUGGUGACGAUGACGACCGUCGGUUACGGGGACAUGGUGCCGAAAACGUACAUCGGGAUGUUUGUCGGCGCGCUCUGCGCGUUGGCCGGUGUCCUCACGAUCGCCCUGCCGGUGCCCGUGAUCGUUAGCAACUUUGCGAUGUAUUACAGUCACACGCAGGCGCGAGCCAAGCUACCGAAGAAGAGACGCCGUGUAUUGCCAGUCGAACAGCCACGUGUGAGGGCACCCGGCGCGCCGCCCGGCGUGGCCGGCGGACCCGGGACCGUCGGGCCCCCAGGAUGCGGCCAGCAAAUGUCGCACUUGCAGUCCACCGGGGGCACGGUUACCACUGGGCCCCACGGCCUCGGCAUGGGCAUGGGCAUGGGCCAGACGCCCGGCGUCGGAUGCACUGGCGGCGGCCAAGGACCGCAGAAUCGGAGAAUGAACGCCAUUAAGACGAAUCAUCCCAAGGAUCCGUUCGCCACGAAAACAGGUAGAUACGUAUGAUUUCGAAUUAUACGACAGCGACGUCGCCGACGACGACAUCGAAGUAACCGCUGCAGUUCACCACUGUCGUCGAAUUGUCUCCAUUAUAUUAUCGCUAAUUUUCUUAUCGUUAUCAUUAUGAAUUACGAAUUAUAAUUAUUAUACACGACGUAUAUAUAUAGAUAUAUGCGAAAUAGCUUGUAUAAAAGGAAGACUAAUGCGAUCUUGACCUCUUCGGAGGCAAGAUGACGAGCGCACGUUUCUUCUAGAAGAGCAAUUCGAGGUGAUGUUGUCAUCGUCGACAUUAUUGUAUUAACGACAUUAUAAUUUAUUCUUGUAACGUCAUUAUCGUUAUCGCUAACGAUUGCCGUGAUUGUCGUCGGCGCCUUUCGCAGCGGAAGCUACCAUCGUACAUACAUUAUAUAUAAAUAAUCGUUCUACCGCUAAUCUCGCGUUUGGGGAAAUCUCGACGUGAGAAAUCGGUGCCCCGUGAUUAAUACACUGCGUAUUGUAGCCGAUGAUCGUGACGGGUAAUCGAAUAAGAGAAAAAAAAAGAAGCGAGACACAA
Messenger RNA from Trachymyrmex septentrionalis, 2445 nucleotides. RefSeq names its product potassium voltage-gated channel protein Shaw-like. Gene Ontology annotation, molecular function: delayed rectifier potassium channel activity; protein binding. The transcript is spliced from 5 exons. Gene Ontology annotation, biological process: protein homooligomerization; potassium ion transmembrane transport. The coding region runs from base 303 to 1898 and encodes 531 amino acids. The record is from RefSeq and is a predicted model, not a curated record. Lineage: Eukaryota; Metazoa; Arthropoda; Insecta; Hymenoptera; Formicidae. Gene Ontology annotation, cellular component: voltage-gated potassium channel complex; neuronal cell body membrane; dendrite membrane.